AACCGACGCCUCGCCUUCCCCGCACCUGUAGCUGCCCGCCGCGCACCGGCGCGGGGCAUGCGGCGGGUCCCCUGCAGGUCCGCGCCGUCGCCGAGGCACCGGAGGAGGCACCCGCGGCGCUGAGAGAUGAGGCUGCCCCUGGCCCUGCUGGCGCUGGCCGCGCUGGGGACCGCGGGCGGCGGACCGGGCCCGGAGGCGGCGCCGGCGGGGCACUUUUCCACGCCGGAGCAGCACCGGUGCGGCUGGGAGGUGCGCCGGACGGCGGGGGGCAGCGAGCUGCGGCUGAGCUGCCGGCCGCCGGCGGGCCGCGGGGCGGAGCAGAGCUGCGCGUACCGCGGGGAGCCUUGGCGCUGCCCCGCCUACGGCACGCGCAGCCGGCAGUUCUGGCGGCAGGUCGUCGCCCGGCUCCGCCGUCGCCGCCGGCCCUGCGCGGAGGGCGGCCCGCUCAGCGCCCGCUUCUGCGGCCCGGGCCGAGCGCCGCCCGAGGCACAGCUGCGCCUGGUGCCGCCCGGCCCCAUGCCGCCCGGCCCGGCCUCCGCCGAGCCCUCCCCCGAGCAGCUGGCCGAGACCUACUGCGCCCAGCGCUGGCACUCGCUGUGCACCUUCUUCGCCGGCUUCUGGCAGGGCUGAGCUCAGCCGCCCCGCCGCAGCCUCGGCCCUCGUAGCCCUUCGCCCCUCCGCUUUGUCAGUUUUUUAACCUUUCUCCCCCAAUAAAGUGCCAACUUUGAUAACA
Gallus gallus (chicken) is the source of this 733-nucleotide messenger RNA. It is a transcript of the gene FGFBP3, whose product is annotated as fibroblast growth factor binding protein 3. The coding region runs from base 127 to 630 and encodes 167 amino acids. The transcript has 2 exons. Lineage: Eukaryota; Metazoa; Chordata; Aves; Galliformes; Phasianidae. Gene Ontology annotation, molecular function: growth factor binding. Gene Ontology annotation, biological process: cell-cell signaling. The record is from RefSeq and is a predicted model, not a curated record.